UUUUUGCAUCUUUUCUUCAGUCCUUCGCUGUCAGAACUCCGGGCCGAAACGAGAAAAUUUUGUCCACUCCAGUCGCGGUUUUUGCUUUUUAUUGGUGAAGAAAAUCUGUGCAAGCAAUGGCAGCACGUUUAAUUAAGAGAAUUUUUGGACGAGAUCCUGAAAAUUUUCUCAAAAGUUUGUCGCAAAAAGUGAAGGACAAUUGGGUCAAAAUUUACAUAACCUCGCCUUCCUCCCGUGAAAAGCCAAAUAAAAACGAGCCAAUUGUCCAAGCUUCCACUCCGUUCGGCGCACGUGGCUAUGCUUCCGGUGUGAGGAAAGUUACGCUGAUCCCUGGGGAUGGAAUUGGACCAGAGAUCUCCGCUGCCGUUCAGAAGAUUUUCACCGCGGCCAAUGUUCCGAUCGAAUGGGAGGCUGUCGAUGUCACACCUGUCAGGAAUCCGGACGGAAAGUUUGGCAUUCCUCAAAGUGCCAUCGAUUCGGUAAACCGCAACAAGGUUGGCCUGAAAGGACCAUUGAUGACUCCGGUAGGAAAGGGUCAUCGCUCUCUCAACUUGGCUCUCCGAAAGGAAUUCAAUCUGUAUGCCAACGUGCGCCCCUGCAGAAGUUUGGAAGGUUACAAAACCUUGUACGACAAUGUGGAUGUGGUCACCAUCCGUGAAAACACCGAGGGUGAGUACUCCGGAAUCGAGCACGAAAUCGUCGAUGGCGUCGUCCAGAGUAUCAAGCUGAUCACCGAGGAGGCCUCGAACCGAGUGGCCGAGUAUGCCUUCAAGUACGCCAAAGACAACAACCGCAAGAAGGUCACCGUGGUCCACAAGGCCAACAUUAUGCGUAUGUCCGAUGGGUUGUUCCUGCGGUGUUGUCGUGAGAUGGCCAAAAAGUACCCGGAAAUCAAGUUCGAGGAGAAGUACCUGGACACCGUCUGUUUGAACAUGGUUCAGGACCCGAGCAAAUUUGAUGUCUUGGUCAUGCCAAAUCUGUACGGUGACAUCAUGUCGGAUAUGUGCGCCGGUCUGGUAGGUGGUCUGGGCUUGACCCCGUCCGGAAACAUGGGUCUGAACGGUGCUCUGUUCGAAUCGGUUCACGGAACCGCUCCCGACAUCGCCGGAAAGGAUCUGGCUAACCCAACUGCCCUCCUCCUGUCGGCUGUGAUGAUGCUGAGGCACAUGGAACUCACCCAGCAUGCGGACAAGAUUCAGAAUGCAUGCUUCGAAACCAUCAGGGAGGCCAAAUUCCUGACCGGUGAUCUGGGCGGCAAGGCCAAGUGCUCAGAAUACACCAACGCCAUCUGUGAAAAGAUCCAUUAGACGUGGUAUCUCUCGCAUCAUCAAACGUAAGGGAAUAUGCUUCAGUCAAAUUUUACCAUAGUUUUACCCGUUCAACAAUCCAGUAUCGAGUUUCCUUCCAAAAAAAUUAAACUAUUUAUUACUCAGUUGUAGUACCUAGUUGUUCCUCCCACCAUGAGUCGAAUCUAAACCGAAUCACAAUUUCGUUUCCAAAAGAACUUCAAUUUCGAGCGUCACGCAGUAUUAUCAACUGAAUCGUUUUGAACAAUAAAUCCACCGUCGCUAAACCUAGAUAGUAGCAACGAUAUCGAAUUACAGUAUGUGCUUUGCUAUCCUCAGACAAUAACACAAAACAGAAAGAAAUGAUAGUUGUGCGUUGCCGGAAAGUUUAGAUGGACGAUUCAUUGAAUGCAAAACUACUGUCCGCGGUUAAUUUUUGUGAAUGAUGGUUAAUUGUGCGAUACAGGAUACUAAUUUAUUACAAAUUAUUAAGGAAAAAAUGUUACUUAAUCGAAUAAUAAAUCAAAUCCACGCGAACACCUUA
Aedes aegypti (yellow fever mosquito) is the source of this 1830-nucleotide messenger RNA. RefSeq names its product probable isocitrate dehydrogenase [NAD] subunit alpha, mitochondrial (gene Idh3a). The record is from RefSeq and is a predicted model, not a curated record. Gene Ontology annotation, molecular function: magnesium ion binding; isocitrate dehydrogenase (NAD+) activity; NAD binding. Lineage: Eukaryota; Metazoa; Arthropoda; Insecta; Diptera; Culicidae. The transcript is spliced from 5 exons. Gene Ontology annotation, biological process: tricarboxylic acid cycle; isocitrate metabolic process. Gene Ontology annotation, cellular component: mitochondrion. Bases 117 to 1307 code for a protein of 396 amino acids.